AUGGAAUGUUCCAGUAAAAUGAUCAUAUGGACAGAAAUACGGAUGUACUGCGAACAACUUUCAGAUGAUUUAGUAGUGACGCCAUCAAAAUUAAAUGGAACAACAAUGACCGUGCCACUGAGUUCUACUUCUCCGAGUAUGCACAGUUGUGAUAACUGCACCUCUACAACAAAUGAUACCUGUCACGGAUGCUUGCUGGAAAAUCAACAGACUGUCGAGAACAGCACCGACACAACCAACUCAGAAACAUCAAUGCUACUAACCAAGAAAGAAAUAGAUAUCGUAGAACCAUCAAUUGUUGCUGAUCCAAUUUGCGCGUAUUGUCAGAAUUAUGAAAAUAUAGAUGAUAAAGCCGUUUGUGAAAAAAAGUUCUGUACUGGUUACAGUAUUAAAUAA
Ostrea edulis (European flat oyster) is the source of this 396-nucleotide messenger RNA. RefSeq lists its product as uncharacterized. NCBI's taxonomy places the organism in Eukaryota, Metazoa, Mollusca, Bivalvia, Ostreida, Ostreidae. The coding region runs from base 1 to 396 and encodes 131 amino acids. The record is from RefSeq and is a predicted model, not a curated record. The transcript has 3 exons.